This is a messenger RNA of Ipomoea nil (Japanese morning glory), 393 nucleotides long. RefSeq lists its product as uncharacterized. The coding region runs from base 1 to 393 and encodes 130 amino acids. NCBI's taxonomy places the organism in Eukaryota, Viridiplantae, Streptophyta, Magnoliopsida, Solanales, Convolvulaceae. The transcript has a single exon. The record is from RefSeq and is a predicted model, not a curated record.
AUGAUUUCGUCAUCGAAACCUCCGUUAUCUCUCCUCGUCUUCGCCCUUCUCAUCGCCGUUUUCUGUUUGUCCACAUCCGUGUUGGCAGAGUCGAGCAACAACCCGCUCCGAUUGCCGUCGGAUCAGGACGACGGUGACGUCUGCGCCAUGCUGGAUCCCCCGGCUUCCUGCCCAAUCAAGUGUUUCCGGCCCGACCCGGUUUGCGGCGUCGAUGGCGUGACCUACUGGUGCGGUUGUGCCGAUGCGCAUUGCAACGGCGUGAAGGUGGACAAGUUAGGGUUUUGCGAUGUGGGGAAUGGUGGAUCGGGUCCGGUGUCGGGUCAAGCUCUGUUGCUGGUUCACAUUAUUUGGCUCAUUUUACUUGGGAUUUUCGUGCUAUUUGGGUACCUUUGA